Molecule: messenger RNA, 1751 nt
Organism: Sciurus carolinensis (gray squirrel)
Lineage: Eukaryota; Metazoa; Chordata; Mammalia; Rodentia; Sciuridae
Gene: Cenpm
Product: centromere protein M
Exons: 7
Coding region: 70-720 (216 amino acids)
Source: RefSeq, a predicted model, not a curated record
GGGAGGAACUCAGUACGGUUUGAAAGUCUGGCGCGCGUCGCGGAGGGGACGAUUCGGCUGCGACCGAAGAUGUCGGUGUUAAAGCCGCUGGACAAGCUGCCCGCCCUGAACACGGCCACCGGCUUGCUGGUGGGCACGGAGGAUGCUCUCCUGCAGCAGCUGGCAGACUCGAUGCUCAAAGAGGACUGCGCGUCCGAGCUGAGGGUCCACUUGGCAAAGUCCCUCCCUUUACCGUCCAAUGUGAAUCGGCCUCGAAUCGACCUGAUUGUGUUCGUGAUUAACCUUCAUAGCAAAUACAGUCUGCAGCACGUGCAGGAGUCCCUGCGCCAUGUGGACGCCAGCUUCUUCCUGGGGAGGGUGUGCUUCCUUAGCACAGGUGCUGGGCAGGAGCACCACUGCAGCAUUCACCGGAACACGGUGCUGAAGCUGGCCCACACCUACCGAAGCCCCCUGCUCUUCUGUGACCUGGAGGUGAGGACUCUUACCACAGUGGCUGAUGUUACACUCGGGCGUGGGGAAGGGUCGGUCGUACACCGUGGGAACAUCAGGAAUGCUCAUCGCAGGGUCACUGAGGACCAGGUGGAAGACUUUCGAGCCACCAUGGCGCAGCGUCUGGUGCGCAUGCUGCUGGUCUGUGCUGGUCACGUGCCUGGUGUCUCGGCCCUGAGUCUGCUGUCUCUGCUGAGGAGCUCUGAGACCCCUCCGCCAGAGGAGCUGUGAGGGCCACUGGGCCUGGCUGCGCCUCCCCGCUGGGGGCUCCUUUAGCCAGUCGCAGACAUAGGCAGGGUCAGGCUCCUGUGCCCCAGCAGGGCGCUGGGCAGGAUGGGGAGGCGCCCAGUUGCUGGGACUCCAGCCCCCUCCUGCGCCCACUCACUGAUGGCUGCAUCUCCACUUAAGACUUCCCUGGAACAAAGGGCCUCUGGCUAAAAAAAGUUUGAAGCUCACUGGUCUCAUCUCAUCCACCACUUUGACUUUGCAAAUGAGGAAACUGACUCAGAACAAUGAAGACAGGAUGUGGGAGGGGAGCUUGGACUCCAUAUUUGGGGGUCCUACUACUCUUAUGGAACUUGGUUGUUGCUUCUGGGAGCCUCAGUUUCCCCAGCUAUAAAUGGAGGUGUCUGUAUUUAACUCGCUGAGAAUUGAAUGGCGUGCUGGGGAAGUGCCUGGGACAUGCCUGGGACUGGCCAGUGUUAAUGCUGCGCUCAGCCCAGGCAGGGGCUCAGUGAACAGCCACUGGUAUUUGAAAUCACACAACUGAAUUUAAAAACUGAUGCAAAUUGAGAAUUUGCCGCUGAGGUCAGAGGUCUGUGAGGAAAAGUAGCUGCCUGCAGCACUGGGGCUGCGGCAGGAGAUUAUGCAGAGGCGGCUGUUCUCCCUCAGUCUAGUGGAAAUUUGUAAAGUGCUAAGAUUAGACUCCAGGAAUCUGUCAGCCCGCUCAGGACUUGUGCUGCUGCAGGGAAGCGGGGCUGGUGCUUCGGAGCUGAGAGCCAGGGGAGAUGUCUGGCCAGAGAGGUCUUGGGAAGCCAGCUGGUCCUGGGCAGAGCCCGUCUCUGCCUUGAUGUCACCAACACAGCCAGGGCCCGUGUUCUUCAGUGAAGAAGGACCCACUGGGAACUUGACGCUGACGGAACUUCUGAAGCAGCCGGGCCCCCAGGAACCACUGCCUCCACCUCUGGGCCCACCCCUGGGUAGCUGUAUCCAGGUGCAGAUGGGAGAUGGCCUUCCCGGAGGGUCGCCCCACAACAGCACAG